Lactuca sativa (garden lettuce) is the source of this 198-nucleotide messenger RNA. Its product is annotated as small ribosomal subunit protein eS28x. Gene Ontology annotation, biological process: translation; maturation of SSU-rRNA; ribosomal small subunit assembly. Lineage: Eukaryota; Viridiplantae; Streptophyta; Magnoliopsida; Asterales; Asteraceae. Gene Ontology annotation, cellular component: cytosolic small ribosomal subunit; ribosome. The record is from RefSeq and is a predicted model, not a curated record. Gene Ontology annotation, molecular function: structural constituent of ribosome.
AUGGAUUCACAAAUCAAGCAUGCAGUGGUGGUUAAAGUGAUGGGUAGGACUGGUUCAAGAGGGCAGGUGACACAAGUGAGAGUGAAGUUUUUGGAUGACCAGAAUCGAUUUAUCAUGAGAAACGUCAAGGGACCAGUGAGAGAGGGUGAUGUUCUUACUUUGCUCGAGUCUGAGAGGGAGGCCAGGAGGCUCCGUUGA